CCUAUAUGAUAUCUCAAAUAUAAUGUUAAACACAUUUGAGUGACUAAUGAGGCGUUUUUCGUCACUCAGUAACUUAUUUAUUGAGCAGUGAAGAAAGUAAUGAGUACUACAUCGCGCAGAGGUAGAUAAAUCUUUGUUUUGCGCAAUAAUUCGGGUAAUCGUAAGUCGAAUUCAUUUAUUAAACAUUCCAUAUCUAACAGCCACAGGAUGUCAACUGAACCUGUGUUCAGCCUAUGGUAAGCCUAUGCUUACCCCAAAAAUUUUCAGACUGACCUGUCGCGUCGGAAGUGAUUUGUAUACAGCGAGUUCUUGUGAUCUUUAUCAGAUCGUCUAGUCACGUUGUAGAUGGACAACCAACGCUGCGUAUGACGUUAAAAGGUCUAUAUUCGAUAAUUUUUCUGCUCUAUCGGUUAUCAGUAUAAUAAAAAAAAUAUGACGUAUCUAUAAAAUUUUUGUUAGACGUCUCCUGCAAGAUGGACAGACAACUUGAUCGAUUGCAGGAACAUGCUAAAUGCACGUCGCUUACUUACGAUAAGUUUAUAUGAAAGCCAUUAAAGUUUUAGUUUUAUCCCGACGUUUCGAAGACCUUGCAGUCUUCGUGGUCACGGGGUCGAAACGUCGGGAGAAACCUAAAACAUUAAACCCGCGAUAAACCGAAAAAUACUUUGAUUUAAUGUCUAACAUUCGCGUAAACAUAAAAAAUCAUUACAUGAAAGCCUUCAGCGGAGUCUGUAUGUACUUCAUCUGAUGAUAUUCAUGAUGAAAGAUAUAAAUUUUUAGUUAUUGCAAAAUAAUUUAAAUUUCCAAUGAGUGAAGACAAAGUCGUAGCAUAUCGUUAUUAUAAUUUCGACUCAAACUACACAAUAAGCUAAUGAAAGGGUUUGCAAUACUAGCUCGUUAGUUAUGUAAAUUAUGAUGUAUUGACACCUUACGAAGUCUAGAUUAAUAAUAAAUUAACUUACGUAGAGACUGCAUAAUGAAUUUUUAAGUUUUAACAUUUUCGAGUUAGUAUUAUAAGUGAAAACAUCUUCAUAUCAAAAGCUAACACGAUGCAAAUUAUUAAGAUAAUCAAGAUGUGUAGGGACCGUCUUUUUGAAAAUUCUUGUGUGAAUUUGCUUCGGAUAAUUGAUUUUCUACCGUCACUUGCCGGUUUUUCUUUACGGAGAAGCAAAUUUAGUGUAACAUUCUGGAUAAUCCAUACAGUUCUGUUGUUUUACGUAUACGUUUCUGGAACAAUCAUAUACCAGAAGUAUUACGCAAAAGAAUUCGUCGAUUUGAUCAAUAGUUUCUUCAAUAUAUCUAUUUUUAUUUUGAUAUUUGUUAAUAGCUGGUGGCUAUUGUCUAGAAGAUCUACUCUAAAGGAGCUGUUAGAUCUCGUGAUAAUAAAUGACGAUCAUAUAACAGAAUCCGGAAGACUUUCAUCUCAACAUUUGCAACUGUUAAAUAAAAUUAAGAAAAUACUAUUUGCGUGUUACGUAUUUCAUUUCGUUAAUGAUGUUUGCAUAUUCAUACCAUCUAGAACAGUUAUUAUAGACGACUUUGUGAUGGCUUCUUGUGUUGGUCUGAAGCCGCAAGAUUCGAGCUUGGAUCGCAUUAUCUGCAUGGGAAUAUUAACUGUCCAAGAAAUUACCUCCAUAAUGGUCGUCGCCAGCUACGACAUGACUUUACUAUUCCUCUUCUCUCACACCACAGCAAUGUUUCAAAUCCUCUACGAAGAUGUAACAAAUUUCAGAGAAUUAGCAGAAAACUACUACGACUCCUCGGAAAUGAAGUCUGCAGUGUUCGAACGUUUGAAAAAUUUGUUGAUACGUCAUUCAUCUAUUCUACGAACAGUUCAAAAGAUGCAAGACGUAUAUAGUGUUGUUGUAGGGAUUGGAUUUGGAUUGAACGCGAUCUCGAUGUGUUUGUUCUUUGUUUUACCCAUAGAUGUUUGCCUGAACUUUGCUCCGUUGAUAUUUCACAGUCUUUUUGUAUUCUUUCUGUAUUGCUAUCAAGGACAGAGGCUGACUACUGCCUCGGAGAAGUUUGAAAUAGCUGUUUAUUCUUGUGGAUGGGAGCAUUUAGGAGUGAGAGAUCAGAAGACAAUCCUUCUAAUGUUAAUUCAAGCUCAGAAGCCAGUAAUAAUGAUGGCAGCGGGUGUGAUACCGAUACGCAUCCGCACCUUCGCUUACACUUUGCAAAAUAUUUACAAAUUUGUUACUCUGUGCUACAAGAAAUGGAGGUUUAUAGCAUUUGAAGUUUCUACCUCGGAAGUUGAACACCUUAAGAUAGUAAAAAUGCUGUCUAAGCUAAAGGCUCGCUUGAAUAACAUAAACGAACGCUUUCGGGAUGUUAGUUUUGAUAGCUUGAUGUGGAUUGUUAAUAUUGCACCUAAUUUGGUCGGAUUUUCUGUCCGAGGAGACAAAGCCGGGGCUGCAUUUUGGUUUAUUCAUUUAUUCCUGUUGACCUACGUAUAUGGUGUUGGCAGUGUUGUGUACCAAUGGAAAUUCGCUCAUACCAUCGGCGACUACAUCAAAAGCUACAUAAACGUGUCGCUCGUCAUAUUCAUCGCUAAUAAUAGCUGGUGGUUUAUUAGCAAGAGGGUACAGGUAAAAGAUGUUUUGGAAAAAAUUGCGUUGAGCGAUCAACUGGCAUGCCAGACAGACGCAUCGCAGAAGAAAUACAAAAAAAUGUUGAAGAUCAUCAAACACAUAAUAAUAGGAUUUUAUGCCGUCAACUAUAUUGACGAGUUAUUCAUCUAUCUGCCUCAUCGAGUUGAUGUUAGUAAUGACUACUCUUUGACUCCUUGUGUUGGUCUGGAGCCGCUGACGCAAUCCCCCAAUAAAGAAAUAUGCUCGUUCAUCCUAUGUCUGCAAGAAUGUACCAUCGCCACAGCAGUAUUGAAUUAUCAGGCUCUACUCUUACUACUAAUAGCCCAUACUGCAGCUAUGUACAGGAUUUUAUCAGCAGAGAUGAUAUCCUUUAAUGAUUACGACAAUCUAGAAGAGCAUCAGGCACGUGCGAAGAAGAUUCUGCCGUCUUUGAUCGAGCGUCAUGUUUUAAUCCUCUGUGUUAUUGACAAGCUGAAGUCCUUGUACAGCGUAUCGUUAGGAGUUAAUUUUGGAUCGCAUGCUGUUUGCCUUUUGCUUCUUCUUUAUUUGCCUAUACGUGAAUCGUUUAUGUUCAUACCAAUCUUCGCUUAUUGUUUCUCGGUGUUUUUUCUCUAUUGUUUCCUUUGUCAGAAGUUAGUUAAUGCUUCAGAAGAUUUUGAGAGAUCUGUUUAUUGUUGUGGUUGGGAGAAUUUUUGUUUGAAGGAAAGAAGGAUGGUUUAUUUCAUGCUGUGUGAGGCGCAAAGACCAGUAGAGAUACUCGCGGCGGAUAUUGUACCAGUCAAUAUUUAUACAUUUGCUACCACAUUGCAAGCUAUGUAUAAGUUUGUGACGGUUGUAAAAUUCUAA
Messenger RNA from Manduca sexta (tobacco hornworm), 3437 nucleotides. RefSeq lists its product as uncharacterized. The record is from RefSeq and is a predicted model, not a curated record. Gene Ontology annotation, molecular function: odorant binding; olfactory receptor activity. The coding region runs from base 1050 to 3437 and encodes 795 amino acids. Gene Ontology annotation, biological process: sensory perception of smell; detection of chemical stimulus involved in sensory perception of smell. Gene Ontology annotation, cellular component: plasma membrane. NCBI's taxonomy places the organism in Eukaryota, Metazoa, Arthropoda, Insecta, Lepidoptera, Sphingidae. The transcript has 9 exons.